CCUCCAGCCCUGGUGGGGUCAUCCGUGGCCCCGCCCCGCGCGCCUCUCCUGAGGCGGGUCAGCUCAGUCAAAGCGCCCGCCCUCACGCAUUAAAUGGGCUGAUGGGGCGCAGCCCCCGGAAACUACCGUGCACUCCGGGGUUGUGAGUGUGGCUGGCAGCGGUGACGAAGCGCAGCAUCAUGGCAGAGCAGGUGGCCCUGAGUCGAACCCAGGUGUGUGGGAUCCUGCGGGAAGAGCUGUACCAAGGUGAUGCCUUCCACCAGACUGAAACACACAUAUUUAUCAUCAUGGGUGCAUCGGGUGACCUAGCCAAGAAGAAGAUCUACCCUACCGUCUGGUGGCUGUUCAAGGAUGGCCUUCUGCCUGAAGAGACCUUCAUCGUGGGCUAUGCCCGCUCCCGCCUCACAGUGGAUGACAUCCGCAAACAGAGUGAGCCCUUCUUCAAAGCCACCCCAGAGGAGAAGCCCAAGCUGGAGGAGUUCUUUUCCCGAAACUCCUAUGUGGCAGGCCAGUAUGAUGAUCCGGACUCCUACAGGCAUCUCAACAGCCACAUAAAUGCCCUCCAUCAGGGGCUACAGGCCAACCGUCUGUUCUACCUGGCCUUGCCCCCAACUGUCUAUGAAGCUGUCACCAAGAACAUCCACGAGACCUGCAUGAGCCAGACAGGCUGGAACCGCAUCAUCGUGGAGAAGCCCUUCGGGAGAGACCUGCAGAGCUCUGACCAGCUGUCUAAUCACAUCUCCUCUCUGUUCCGUGAAGACCAGAUCUACCGCAUCGACCACUACCUGGGCAAGGAGAUGGUUCAGAACCUCAUGGUGCUGAGAUUUGCCAACAGGAUCUUUGGCCCCAUCUGGAAUCGGGACAACAUUGCCUGUGUGAUCCUCACCUUCAAAGAGCCCUUUGGCACUGAGGGCCGUGGAGGCUACUUUGAUGAAUUUGGGAUCAUCAGAGACGUGAUGCAGAACCACCUCCUGCAGAUGCUGUGUCUGGUGGCCAUGGAAAAACCAGCUUCCACGAGCUCUGAUGACGUCCGAGAUGAGAAGGUCAAGGUAUUGAAAUGUAUCUCAGAGGUACAAGCCAACAAUAUGGUCCUGGGCCAAUACGUGGGGAACCCCAAUGGAGAAGGCGAGGCUACCAAAGGGUACCUGGAUGACCCCACAGUGCCCCGUGGGUCCACCACUGCCACCUUUGCAGCUGUCGUCCUCUAUGUGGAAAAUGAGCGGUGGGAUGGGGUGCCCUUCAUCCUGCGCUGUGGCAAAGCUCUGAAUGAACGUAAGGCUGAAGUGAGACUGCAGUUCCGCGAUGUGGCAGUGGACAUCUUCCACCAGCAGUGCAAACGCAAUGAGCUAGUGAUCCGCGUUCAGCCCAAUGAGGCCGUGUAUACCAAGAUGAUGACCAAGAAGCCUGGCAUGUUCUUCAACCCUGAAGAGUCAGAGCUGGACCUAACCUAUGGCAACAGAUACAAGAAUGUGAAGCUGCCCGACGCCUAUGAGCGCCUCAUCCUAGAUGUCUUCUGUGGGAGCCAGAUGCACUUUGUGCGCAGUGAUGAGCUUCGCGAGGCCUGGCGCAUCUUCACACCACUGCUUCAUCAGAUUGAUCGUGAGAAGCCCAAGCCCAUCCCCUAUGUUUAUGGCAGCCGUGGCCCUGCGGAGGCAGAUGAGCUGAUGAAGAGAGUAGGCUUCCAGUAUGAGGGCACCUACAAGUGGGUAAACCCCCACAAGCUCUGAGCCCUGGGCACCCACCACAUCCACAUACUAACCCUCUCGUCCACCCAGUCUGGGUCUGUCCUUCCCACAACCCAACCCUGUAUCAGGACUAUUGACCUCAUUCUGAAAAGACUUCGGGACCAUAGGCCUCAGGUGCACAUUCCUGACCCUGAGCUUGGGCCACCACUGUCUCUUGCUGCUGCCGUUGCUGUCACCACUGCUACCACCAGAGCCCAGCUACAUUCCUCAAGUACCAAGCACUCAAGACUUUCUGUUACUCUCUCAGGGCCACCAUAGGCCCUAUCUGAGCCACUCAGCUCUCCAUGGGACCUGAAUCACCUCCUCCCUUCACUUCACCUCCCACACAGGAAGAGAAGAGUGGCCCAUCAGUCUGUCCCAGAAUUCUUCAGGACAGUAGUUCGGAAUAAUGGAGAGGGGCUGUGGGCCUCAGAGAGACAUUGACCAAACCACACUCCCCACUGGCUAUGGGUAAGCUCCUCAGAACUUGAGGAAGUGGUCAAGGCCGCCCAUGUAGCACCUGCUCAUGACCACCACACCAGCCUCAUUCCUACUUAACAUUCCUCAUCACCAGCUGGAAGGGACCUCGUGCUGCCCAGCAAUGUCUUGGGCUCCCAGAUGACCCCAUGCCAAUUCUGCACUCCAUGUCUAUACUUACCUCACCACAGGAAAGAGAAGCAGCAGUUUAGACCCCACCCCAACCUCUGUCAUUAAAUCCUCAAACAGCUUCA
Molecule: messenger RNA, 2455 nt
Organism: Jaculus jaculus (lesser Egyptian jerboa)
Lineage: Eukaryota; Metazoa; Chordata; Mammalia; Rodentia; Dipodidae
Gene: G6pd
Product: glucose-6-phosphate dehydrogenase
Exons: 13
Coding region: 180-1727 (515 amino acids)
Biological process (GO): pentose-phosphate shunt, oxidative branch; glucose metabolic process
Cellular component (GO): cytosol
Molecular function (GO): glucose-6-phosphate dehydrogenase activity; NADP binding
Source: RefSeq, a predicted model, not a curated record